AUGGAGGAGAUGUUCAAUCCCGAGAAGAACCCUCAGCUGAACACGGCGGAGUUCGAGGCGCUGCUGAAGGAGUUCCGCACCGAUUACAACCAGCGGCACUUCGUGAGGAACGAGACGUUCAAGAAGGCGGCGGAGGGCAUCACGGGCCCGACGCGCAAGAUAUUUGUGGAGUUCCUGGAGAGGUCGUGCACUGCCGAAUUUUCGGGAUUUCUGCUGUACAAGGAGCUGGGGCGCCGCCUGAAGAAGACCAAUCCCGUGGUGGCGGAGAUUUUCACGCUCAUGUCGCGCGACGAGGCGCGCCAUGCGGGAUUCCUGAACAAGGCGAUGUCCGACUUCAACCUGGCGCUGGACCUGGGCUUCUUGACCAAGAACAGGCAGUAUACGUUCUUCGCGCCCAAGUUCAUUCUUUACGCCACUUACCUGUCGGAGAAGAUCGGCUACUGGCGAUACAUCUCGAUCUAUCGCCACCUGCAGAGGAACCCGGACUGCCAGCUUUACCCCAUCUUCGAGUACUUUGAGAACUGGUGCCAGGACGAGAACAGGCACGGCGACUUCUUCUCGGCGAUGCUCAAGUCGGAGCCCCAGCUGGUGAGCAAGGACGACUGGCAGGCCAAGCUGUGGUCCCGCUUCUUCUGCCUGUCUGUCUACAUCACCAUGUACCUCAAUGACCACUCCAGGGACGCAUUCUACAGCGCUCUCGGCUUGAACACCACACAAUUCAAUCAGCAUGUCAUCAUCGAGACCAACAAGACGACCGCUCGGAUUUUCCCCGCGGUGCCAGACACCGAGCACCCUGAUUUCUUCAUCAAGAUGGACAAGUUGGUGGAGCUGAACACCAAGCUGGCAACCAUCGGGAAGGGGGACGCGCCGGAGAUGCUGAAGAAUGCGCAGAGAGCGCCAAUCAUCGUGCAGAUGGUCGUUCUCAUGCUGCAGAUAUUCUUCAUGCCCCCCAUGGAGAGUGGCUCAUGGGACUUCGACUCGGAGGCACAGCUGGCUUAUUGA
Molecule: messenger RNA, 1002 nt
Organism: Ostreobium quekettii
Lineage: Eukaryota; Viridiplantae; Chlorophyta; Ulvophyceae; Bryopsidales; Ostreobiaceae
Source: the annotation of a GenBank genome assembly